AUUCUCUCUUUUGUUUGGUUUAGGGUUUUGUCCGUCGAAAAUUUUCCCACGGUUACGUGGUAAAUUAAAUGACGUUUGCAUCAAUCAAAUAUCGAAUCAAUGAAUUGAACACGACUGUUGUUUUUGUUUUGCUGAAAAAAAAAAUAACGAACGGGAAUAAAAAAAACUUGGGAAAAUGGCAGGAGCUUCUGCAGUUUCUAUGCUUUCUUAUAAGGCCCCUCGUUGGGCAGCGAAAUUGAAAAAUAUGCCAGCUUCCUUUAUUAAACUUGCCCAUAGGCCAACACCUAUACAAGAAUGGCAAUUAGAUGAAGCUAUGGAACCAUUUAAACUUUACAUAAAAAGGGAUGACCAAACUGGCAAUCUACUGUCUGGAAACAAGGUGAGAAAAUUGGAAUUCAUUUUAGCAGAUGCUAUUUUAAAGGGAAGUUCUUGUGUGAUAACAUGUGGUGGUCUACAAUCUAAUCAUUGUCGAGCAACAGCAGUUGCUGCAAGACGACUUGGACUAAAAUGUCAUUUGUUACUAAGAAGUCACAACUUGGAAGAAGAUGCAAAAGUGGUCACAGGAAAUAUGUUACUUAAUCGAAUUCAUGGUGCUAAAUGCCACAUUGUCAAAUACCAAUCUCUAGCAGGUGGUUUAAAUGCUAAAAUGCUGCAACUUGCUGAAGAAUUGAAAAAACAAGGUGAAAUUCCAUACAUAAUUCCACUGGGUGGUUCAAAUAAUCUUGGAACAUUUGGAAUAAUAAGUUCGUUUUUGGAGCUUAUGGAGCAGGAUGUUCUAAAAAACUUCGAUGACAUUGUGUUGGCCACUGGUAGUGGUGGUACAUUGGCUGGCCUUGCUGUGGCAAAUUACUUAACUGGUGAGAAACUAAGGGUACAUGGAGUUUGUGUUUCCGAUGACGCUGAUUACUUUUAUAAGUUUAUUGAAGAAAACCUUCUAACUUAUGGUAUGAAGCGAGCAAAGGCUAGACAAAUAUGUGAUGUUAUUGAAGGAUAUAAACAACCAGGCUAUUCAAAAACAACUCCUGAGGAUUUAGAUCUUCUUGUGACAAUCUGUCAACAAAGUGGAAUUCUAUUGGAUUAUGCAUACACACUUAAAGCUGUAAAGGGGAUGCUAGCUGAAAUGAAGACAAAUCCAUCUCGAUUUAAAGGAAAUCGAGUUUUAUAUAUACAUACAGGUGGCACAUUUAGUAUAUUUGAUGGAACCGUAAAUGAUAUUUUAAAACAACGAAGUGAAAAUAUCCACGUGUGGAAUGAUGACGAAAUAAGUGAACAAAAAUAGCGAUCGAUUUUUUUUAACCGUUCCAUUUUCAAACAUUGAUUGUAUUUCUAAGAUUGUAGCUUUUAAAUGGUGUGUGUUAAAUUAUUGAAAAGUUGUAGAGUUUCUGUAAAUAGGUUUUAAAUGUGCGCAUAUGGAGAAAAAGACAUUUAUUUUUUUAUUACAGGCUGCGAUUGUCAGUAUUUUUAUUAUUAUGAUAAUACGAAAUACUAUGACCCGAUUAAAACGGUAAUUUUUUUUCAUGUUGCGGCCCAGCAUAGAAUAAUACAUACAUAAGACUAGAGUAUAAUGUCUACUAGUUUCCUUUUAAAACUGGACUCCGCUCCGUAAUCGGAAUGACGUAAUCUUUUUAGCGGGGAAAAAGGAUUAGGCUUUAGUUUACCAUGGACGGGAUAGUAAUAAUGACUAUAGCCAUUUACAGUGAAAUAGUUGAAGAGAGAAGACAACCAAGUAUAAUUUUGGAUUCAAAAUUCAUAGGAUUCAUAUAGUAUGUUGUGUUUUAAAAAAAAAAACAGUUUGUAUAGAUUUAUGCUAUUAUGACUUGACGGUUUCGAUUGAACUGAUAAACCAUCGCCGUCCAUGGUAAACUAGAACCCAGUCCCAUCCGCGCAAUAUCCAUAAUGGCGCAUGUCCUGUCUGAAUCGGUUUAUUAUCAAGCUUGCUACCUUAUUAAACGUAGUUAGGAAUUUUAUGUUUGAUUUGGAACCUUGUAUCCUAGAUUUAUUUGUAAAUUAUUUAUGUAUUUAGUAUUUUAUUCUCUUUUUUAUGAAAAUAGAUAAAAUAAUAACCUUGA
Messenger RNA from Hydractinia symbiolongicarpus, 2069 nucleotides. RefSeq lists its product as uncharacterized. Gene Ontology annotation, molecular function: D-cysteine desulfhydrase activity. Lineage: Eukaryota; Metazoa; Cnidaria; Hydrozoa; Anthoathecata; Hydractiniidae. The coding region runs from base 176 to 1279 and encodes 367 amino acids. The record is from RefSeq and is a predicted model, not a curated record. The transcript has 9 exons.